This is a messenger RNA of Aureobasidium musti, 1306 nucleotides long. The record is from the annotation of a GenBank genome assembly. NCBI's taxonomy places the organism in Eukaryota, Fungi, Ascomycota, Dothideomycetes, Dothideales, Saccotheciaceae.
CAUGGCACCCAAGUCUGAAAGGAUCAAGCCGUGGAAGCUUCCGCCCNCAAAGACCUUCAUCUUCCAUAACGCCAACCUUAUUGAUACCGAGCAAGGAGUGGUCCGCAGAGGGUGUUCUGUCACGAUUAGCGCUGGUUUGAUCGAACAGAUAACAGAUGGCGCAGACAGCCGAACCAAACUUCCAGAUGAUGCUAUCGUCGUUGACCUCGAAGGCCGCUAUCUCUGUCCGGGACUCAUCGACGCUCAUGUGCACCUCAUGGCUGUGCCAGGCUUUGAGGACUUGAGUAAAGCUUUCGGAAAUCCAUUUGCUGUAUCUGCGUUCAGACAGCCCUAUGUGUGUCAGCAGAUGCUGGCUCGCGGCUUCACAAGUGUCCGCGACUGUGGAGGCGCUACGUAUGCUCUCAAGGAGGCGAUCGAGGAUGGUGUCUUUCCUGGACCCAGACUAUUCUUAUCAGUUCAUGCUCUGUCGCAAACUGGCGGCCAUGCAGACAUUCGCGUAAGCCGUAUUUGUGACGGUAUCGAAGAUUGUAUCAAAGCCGCUAGGGAACAGAUCAGGACAGGAGCUGAUUUCAUCAAGAUCAUGGCAGGAGGAGGAGUCACAACACUAAUGGACAAAUUGGAAAACAUCCAAUUCACUGCCGAAGAAAUUCAGGCAAUCACCGCAGUUGCAAACAACGCCGAUCUCCUGGUGUUUAUGCUGAUAAAAAUCAGACUANCCGCCCAUGCAUACACGCCGAGAUCGAUUCGUCAUGCGAUAGACAAUGGCUGCAGGGGCAUUGAACAUGGCAAUUCCAUCGACAAACCAACUGCCGAGCUCAUGGCCGAGAAGGGAGCAUUCUUGACACCAACCUUAGUGACAUAUGCUGAGAUGAACGACUGGCCAGGCUAUCUACCUCCUGAGAGCGCGAAGAAGAAUUCCUUGGUCUUGGAAGCUGGAAUCAGGUCGCUCAGAAUCGCCGUCGACGCUGGCGUUACCAUUUGUUUUGGAACCGAUCUGCUUGGUCCACUGACCAGCGCUCAGACCAGAGAGUUCAGUAUACGCUCGGAGGUUCUCUCAGCUGUCGAGUUGCUCCGUACCGCCACUAUCAAUCCAGCACGUAUGUUGGGAUGCGAAGCCGGACUUGGUCAGAUCAAGCCAGGUUUUGUUGCAGACCUGCUUGUGCUUGAUCAAAACCCAUUGGAUGAUAUCACGAUCUUGGACCGCCCAAUCGAGCAUCUUUUGNCGGUCAUCAAAGACGGUAGAGUUUGCUACAGUCGUUGGUCGAAGCUGCCAGUGGAAACCCCGAGAUCACUGCCACUGCUUGCA